GAAAAUAUCCAAUGAAGCACAUAAUGCUUAGUAUAUGUUUAUUAUAAUAGAAAAGAUAAUUAUAUACAUAUAUUUAUAAAAUAUAUUGUUGAUACAUAUCUUUAUCUGUUUAUUUAUUACUAUAUAAUAUAUGUAAAACAAUCCUCACAAUACUUCUACUCUUACAGUGUAGGCAUUUCUUUAGAGUAAAAGUGUCAUUUUUACCUUUUAACCCUAGUCCAUAAGCAUCAUUCACCUCUAUUACCAAAUGAAUAUUUUAUCAUCGUUCAAUCCUUUUAUAAGCUUAAAAGAAAGACUUUAGCUGAAAAGUAACUGGUUAUUCAAUCAAGACUGUAAAAUAGUAAUAAUAAUAAUAAUAAAAAAAUCCUUUUUACAAAAUAAUAAGACUUUGGGACACGCUUGACUCAUUUAAAUAAGUAAGCAUCGGUGAGAUCUUUUGUUGAUAUACGUUUAAAUUUAUAGUUUGAAUGUAUAUUUUGAACAAAAGAUAAUGUCAGAGUCGUUAAUUUUUAUAGAAUUAAUUUUACUAAACAAUGUAUUUUCUAUUUCACCUUGUCACCGUUCCGUUUCAUUUAACAUUAUAUUCUUGUACUUUUUUAAUAUAUCGUCUUUCAAAAGAUCUCGGGAAGCUAUAUUAUUUGCUUGUUUCAGUAGUCGUCAUUUUGUCAACAAAGUUAGCAACUUAAUAUCCUUUUUAUUUGAUUAUCAGAAUAAACUUUAUGUUGGCUCCCUUUUUUCUUGAGCAAGUAAUCAUUUUUCAGCUUUUUACUGCUGCUAGCUUUAAGGCUUGCAAUAAGAUCGUCAUAUUCGAAGACUUAAAACUUCUUUAAGCUUCCUUUCGUAAUAUUCGUCCAUUGUUUAGGGUUUAAUAAGUUACAAUAAACAAUCGUUAACAAAAUUACUAAAUGUUUAUAUAAAAACAAAUUUCGAAGCCAUACUAAAAAAAAUAAGAUAACAAUUAAAAUUAGCAAGUUAUUUUUAGGACAACUGAGAAAAGACAGUUAUUAGCCUUCAAUACAUGCUUGAAUAUUUUUACAUGAACAAAUAAUAUUUCAUGAACACAACUCCAAAAUAC
This is a messenger RNA of Cokeromyces recurvatus, 1075 nucleotides long. RefSeq lists its product as uncharacterized. The transcript has a single exon. The coding region runs from base 491 to 742 and encodes 83 amino acids. The record is from RefSeq and is a predicted model, not a curated record. NCBI's taxonomy places the organism in Eukaryota, Fungi, Mucoromycota, Mucoromycetes, Mucorales, Mucoraceae.